AAAUGUCAAAAGUUAAAAAAAUACUAGUUUGCGGGAAUGUUGAUGGCCAUUUCACAAGUCUCUUCAAAAGAGUGACCAGUGUAAAUAAUAAAACUGGACCUUUUGAGCUGCUGUUAUGUGUUGGCAAUUUCUUUGCAGCUGAUGGUAAUGAUGAAUGGAAUCCUUAUAAGAUGGGCUCCUCCAAAGUUCCGCUUCCAACAUUCAUCUUGGGUCCAUCAGUUGAAAGUCAAAAGGCAUUUUACCCUGACAUCAGAGGCUGUGAGCUUGCUGAAAAUGUUAUUUAUCUUGGUCCAUUUGGAGUUUACCAGAGCAGCUCUGGACUGACUAUUGCAUAUCUCAGUGGCUCCCUGGAUGCUCCAGCUGAUCUAUGCGGGUACAGCAACCACAAGGUUGGGCAACUUGAAGCUGAGAUUCGGCAAGCUGGUGUAAUUGAUAUUUUGGUGACGAGCUGUGUACCGAGUCAUGUGACAACCUUCACUACUAAGCCGGAGGGCUUAGAAGACAAAGCCUGUGCGCUGGUGGCCCGGCUAGCAGCCAGUGCACAACCGCGUUACCACUUCUCUUCAUUGCCGCAGCUGUUUUAUGAACGUCUGCCCUACAGGAACCACCGCGUGUUGCAGGAGCCUCCUCGCCAAGUGACGCGGUUCCUCUGCCUUGCGGGUGUCGACAACAGCGCCAAGAGAAAGUGGCUGUACGCCUUCUUCUUGACUCCGGCGACGCACUGCAAGCAAGACGAGCUCACGGCCCAGCCUUCUGACGUUACAGAGUCUCCCUACAAUGAGGCUCUGCUGCCACCUCUGCACCAGGAGAGCGACGAGAUGAAUAAAUAUUUCUACGGCGGAGGCAGCAAGCAAGGCAAGAAGCGGGCCCGCGAGGAGGAAUCUGAGGGAGCCAGGCGUCAGCGCGGCCCUCCACAGCCCACUGGUCCAUGUUGGUUUUGCUUGAGUAGUCCUGAUGUUGAGAAGCACCUCAUCGUGAGUGUGGGAGAGCACUGCUACCUGGCGCUUGCCAAAGGCGGUCUUGUGGCGCACCACUUGAUGCUGCUGCCUAUACAUCACUACCAGACCUCCCUGGACCUCGAGCCCGCCGCCCAGCAAGAACUGACGCAAUUCAAGUCAAGUUUGCAGAAGUUGUUCACAGCGUCGGGACGGUCGGCGGUCUUCUAUGAACGCAACUACCGGACCACCCACAUGCAGCUGCACGCCGUGCCUCUGCCGAACGCCGUCGCUAACAACGUCUCUGACGUCUUCCAGAGCAUGGCGGCGCAGCAAGACCUACAACUGGAGGAGGUGCCGCGUCGCACGGAACUGUCGGCCGCGGUCAAGUCGGGCCAGCCCUUCUUACUAGUGGAGCCUCCUUCAGGUCCCUGUCUCCUGCUGAGGGUCAGGAAGGGAUACAAUAUGCUCUUCGACAGACAAGUGUUGGCCAGCGAGGAGUUGCUGAACGUCCCCAGUCGCGUGGACUGGAAAGACUGCAAAGGAACGAGAGAGCAGGAAACUUCUCUCAGGGACCAAGUACGGCAAAUGUUCGCGCCGUACGAUUUUACUGCUGACGAAGAUGGCGACUCAAGCGGCAGCGAUAGCGAGUAGAAAUUCGCAGAUGCUAGAGCUAAAUUCGAUUAUUUAUUUGCGUUCACGUACAAUAAAUAUUUACUAGACAACGAGAUGUUUAAUACAAACGAAUGAGCCAAAAUAAAUUCACAGAGGCGAAUUUUUGUCGUUCUUACUAGGCACCACCUGAAAAAGAUACGGACAUAUCAUUCAUGUAUAUGACGUCUGUGUAGUAUUAUAUUGUAAGGACGCUUAA
This is a messenger RNA of Hyalella azteca, 1806 nucleotides long. Its product is annotated as CWF19-like protein 1. Lineage: Eukaryota; Metazoa; Arthropoda; Malacostraca; Amphipoda; Hyalellidae. Bases 3 to 1589 code for a protein of 528 amino acids. The record is from RefSeq and is a predicted model, not a curated record. Gene Ontology annotation, biological process: mRNA splicing, via spliceosome. Gene Ontology annotation, cellular component: post-mRNA release spliceosomal complex. The transcript is spliced from 12 exons. Gene Ontology annotation, molecular function: RNA lariat debranching enzyme activator activity.